Molecule: messenger RNA, 7545 nt
Organism: Helicoverpa zea (corn earworm)
Lineage: Eukaryota; Metazoa; Arthropoda; Insecta; Lepidoptera; Noctuidae
Gene: alpha-Spec
Product: spectrin alpha chain
Exons: 46
Coding region: 146-7492 (2448 amino acids)
Biological process (GO): actin cytoskeleton organization
Cellular component (GO): cortical actin cytoskeleton; cell projection; plasma membrane
Molecular function (GO): calcium ion binding; actin filament binding
Source: RefSeq, a predicted model, not a curated record
UUUUAUUCUAGCAACAUUGGUUGUAGGCGGAGUGACGCGACUGCACGUCGAACGAACGAUUUUUCAUGAAAUUUCUUAGUAAAAGUGUUUGAAACGUGUAAAAUCAGUGUUAUUUUUAAGUCAAAGAUAAUUUGACGCUUCCAUCAUGGAACAGAUACCACCACCCAAAGAGGUGAAGAUCCUCGAGACAGCCGAGGAUAUUCAGGAGCGCCGUGAACAGGUGUUGAACCGCUAUGAAGACUUCAAGCAGGAAGCCCGCGCUAAGCGCGAGAAGCUGGAAGAUUCUAGAAGAUUCCAGUACUUCAAGCGCGACGCUGACGAGCUCGAGUCCUGGAUUCAGGAGAAGCUGCAGGCUGCCAGCGAUGAGAGCUACAAAGAUCCUACCAACCUUCAGGCCAAGAUCCAGAAGCACCAGGCCUUCGAAGCCGAGGUAGCAGCUCACUCCAACGCUAUCGUAGUACUUGACAACACCGGCAGUGAGAUGAUCACCGCCGGCCACUUCGCCUCCGAGACCAUCAGGCGUCGCUUGGAUGAGCUGCAUAGACUCUGGGAGUUGCUCCUCUCCCGGCUCGCUGAGAAGGGCAUGAAGCUGCAGCAGGCCUUGGUCCUGGUGCAGUUCUUGAGGCACUGCGAUGAAGUUAUGUUCUGGAUUCAUGAUAAGGAGACCUUCGUCUGCGCUGAUGAGUUCGGCUCUGACCUGGAACAUGUGGAAGUUCUCCAGCGCAAGUUCGACGAAUUCCAGAAGGACAUGGCAGCUCAGGAGUACCGUGUCACCGAGGUCAACCAGCUGGCUGAGCGACUGGUCCUUGAGGGGCACCCGGAGAGAGAGACUAUUGUUAAGAGGAAGGAUGAGCUGAACGAAGCAUGGCAGCGUCUCCGUCAGAUGGCGCUGAUGCGUCAGGAACGUCUCUUUGGCGCUCACGAAAUCCAACGUUUCAACCGCGACGCCGACGAGACCAUCGCCUGGAUCUCCGAGAAGGAUGUCGUGUUGGGAUCCGAUGAUUACGGCAGGGAUCUUGCUACUGUACAGACUUUGCAGCGUAAACACGAGGGCGUAGAACGAGACCUAGCAGCUCUAGAAGACAAGGUUUCAACCCUGGACGGCGAGGCAGCCCGCCUGGCCGCCAUCCACGCGGACCACGCGCCCGCCAUACACGCCAAGCGCGACGAGAUCACGCUCGCUUGGCAGAAGCUCGUGCAGAAGGCUAAGGAGCGUCGUUCUGAACUGGAGUCGUCUCACGCCCUGCACCGCUUCCUGGCCGACUACCGCGACCUGAUGUCGUGGGUCAGCGACAUCCGCGCCCUCAUCGCUGCUGAUGACCUGGCCAAGGACGUGCCUGGCGCCGAGGCUCUGCUGGAAAAGCACCAGGAGCAUAAGGGCGAGAUGGACGCUCGUUCCGACGUGAUCCACGCCUGCGCUGCAGCAGGCCAGGCCCUGGUGGAGAGCGGUCACCGAGCUUCUUCCGAAGUGUCGGCAGCACUGGAGAACUUGGAGCGCGAGAGCUCAGCGCUGCAUCAGCUGUGGGAGCAGCGCCGCGUGCUGUACCUGCAGUGCAUGGAUCUGCAGCUCUUCUACAGGGACACCGAGCAGGCUGAUGCCUGGAUGCACAAGCAGGAGGCUUUCCUCGCGAACGAAGAUGUUGGCGACUCCUUAGACUCUGUGGAAGCCUUGCUGAAGAAACACGAGGACUUCGAGAAGUCGCUGGUAGCUCAGGAGGAGAAGAUCAAAGCCUUGGACGAGUUCGCCUCCAAGCUUAUUGAAGGACAGCAUUACGCUGCCGACGAUGUCGCCCAGAGGAGGGAGAUGUUGCUGGAGCGUCGUGCAGCUUUGCUUGAGAAGUCCAGCCAACGCCGUGCAUUGUUAGAAGAUGCUUACAAGUACCAGCAGUUCGAACGCGACUGUGACGAGACCAAGGGCUGGAUCAACGAGAAGCUGAAGUUCGCGACAGACGACUCGUACCUGGACCCCACGAACCUGAACGGCAAGGUGCAGAAGCAUCAGAACUUCGAGCAGGAACUGCAGGCAAACAAGCCACGCAUUGAUGAGAUCACCAUCACUGGCUCCAAGCUGCUGGAGCAGGAGCACUUUGCUAAACCUCAAAUUGAGGCCCGCGUAGCUGAACUGGGCGGCAUCUGGGAGAAGCUGGCAGCAGCUUCAGAGCUGAAAGGCAGCAAGCUUCAGGAGGCGGCGGCUCAGCAGCAGUACAACCGUGCCGUUGAGGAUAUUGAGCUGUGGCUGUCUGAGGUGGAGGGCCAGCUGCUCAGCGAGGACUAUGGCAAGGACUUAACCAGCGUACAGAACCUUCAAAAGAAGCAUGCUCUGUUAGAAGCCGACGUGAGCUCGCACGCGGAACGUAUCGACGCCAUCCGCACUCAGGCCGAACAGUUCAUCGAGAGGGGACACUUCGAUGCUGAUAAUAUUAAGACUAAGAGGGAUGGCCUAGUCGGUCGUUACGCAGCCCUGGACAAGCCGAUGGCGAUCCGCAAGCGUCGCCUGCUGGACUCGCUGCAGGCGCAGCAGCUGUUCCGAGACCUGGACGAUGAGGCCGCCUGGAUCCGGGAGAAGGAGCCUAUCAUCGCCUCUACUAACAGAGGUCGCGACCUAAUCGGCGUACAGAACCUAAUGAAGAAGCACCAAGCCGUGAUGGGCGAGAUGGCGCAGCACGAGGCGCGCGUGGAGGCCGUGCGCGCCGCCGGCGCCGCGCUGCGCGACGCGGGCCACUUCGCCGCCGACCACAUCGCGCAGCGCCUGCAGCAGCUGCAGCAGCAGUGGACGCAGCUGCAGGAGAAGGCCGCACAGCGCAAACAAGACCUAGAAGACUCUCUCCAAGCCCAGCAGUACUUCGCCGACGCCAACGAGGCGGAGUCCUGGAUCCGCGAGAAGGAGCCCAUGGCCAACACGCAGGACUACGGCAAGGAUGAAGACUCUUCCGAGGCCUUGCUGAAGAAACACGAGGCCUUGCUGUCGGAUUUGGAGGCCUUUGGCAAUACGAUUAAGGGCUUGAGGGAGCAGGCUGAUGGGUGCAGGCAACAAGAGUCCCCGGUGGUGGACGUGUCGGGCAAGGAGUGCGUGGUGGCGCUGUACGACUACGCGGAGAAGUCGCCGCGCGAGGUGUCCAUGAAGCGCGGCGACGUGCUCACGCUGCUCAACUCCAACAACAAGGACUGGUGGAAGGUGGAGGUGAAUGACCGCCAAGGCUUCGUGCCGGCCGCCUACGUGAAGAAGAUCGACGCCGGCCUCUCCUCGUCUCAGCAGAACCUUGCUGACUCCAGCUCGAUUGCUGCCAGGCAAAACCAGAUUGAAGGGCAGUAUGACAACUUGCUGGAGCUGGCGCGCGAGAGACAGAACAAGCUCAAUGAGACCGUCAAGGCUUACGUGCUGGUCCGCGAGGCCGCUGAACUCGCCACAUGGAUUAAGGAUAAGGAGAUGCACGCCCAAGUGCAAGACGUGGGCGAAGACCUGGAACAAGUGGAGGUGAUGCAGAAGAAGUUCGACGACUUCCAGAACGAUUUACGUGCUAACGAGGUCCGCCUCGCCGAGAUGAACGAGAUCGCCGUGCAGCUGAUGACGGUCGGACAGACAGAAGCUGCGCUCAAGAUUAAGACGCAGAUGCAGGAGCUGAACUCCAAAUGGACAUCUCUGCAACAACUGACCGCCGAACGCGCCGCCCAGCUGGGCUCCGCUCACGAAGUCCAGCGCUUCCACCGCGACGUCGACGAGACCAAAGACUGGAUCGCCGAGAAGGAGGCUGCCCUUGCCACCGAUGACCUCGGCAAGGAUCUGCGUUCUGUGCAGACAUUACAGCGCAAACACGAGGGUCUCGAGCGCGACCUAGCAGCCUUAGGCGACAAGAUCCGUUCCCUGGAAGACACGGCCAACCGUCUGAUGUCCACUCACGGCGACUCAGCCGACGCCACGUACAGCAAGCAGCGCGAGAUCAACGAGGCGUGGCAGCAGCUGCAGGCGCGGGCCAACGCGCGCAAGGAGAAGCUGCUCGACUCCUACGACCUGCAGAGGUUCUUAUCCGACUACCGCGAUCUCAUGGCCUGGAUCAAUUCCAUGAUGGCACUGGUCAGCUCAGACGAGCUGGCCAAUGACGUCACCGGCGCCGAAGCCUUGCUGGAGAGACACCAAAGCCAGCGCUUGGAGAUAGACGCGCGGUACGGCAUAAUGCCGCAGGAACACCGCACGGAGAUGGACGCUCGCGCCGGCACCUUCCAAGCGCUGGAGCUGUUCGGGCAGCAGCUGCUGCAGGGUGGCCACUACGCCAGCGUCGACAUACAGGAGAAGCUCAACAACAUGAGCGACGCCCGCCAGGAGCUGGAGAAGGCUUGGGUAGGCCGCCGCAUGAAGCUCGACCAGAACUUAGAGCUGCAACUCUUCUACCGCGACUGCGAGCAGGCUGAAGGCUGGAUGGGUGCCCGCGAGGCUUUCCUCUCCCCCACCUCCAAGGACCAGGACGCGGCCGAUGCCGCCGACUCCGCGCAGCCGGAUAACGUGGAGCAGCUGAUUAAGAAGCACGAGGACUUCGAUAAGGCUAUUAAUGCUCAUGAAGAGAAGAUAGCUCAGCUGCAGACCUUGGCCGACCAGCUGAUGGCGUCGGAGCACUACGCGGCUGAUGACAUCGACGGCAAGCGCCGCCAGGUGCUCGACCGCUGGAGGCAUCUCAAGGAGGCGCUCAUUGAGAAGCGAUCCAGGUUGGGAGAUGAACAGACCCUACAGCAGUUCUCGCGCGACGCCGACGAGAUGGAGAACUGGAUCGCCGAGAAACUGCAGCUCGCUACCGAAGAGAGCUACAAGGACCCAGCCAACAUCCAGUCUAAGCACCAGAAGCACCAGGCCUUCGAAGCGGAGUUGGCUGCUAAUGCUGAGCGUAUCCAGUCCGUGCUGGCCAUGGGCGGCAACCUCGUGCAGCGCGGACAGUGCAGCGGCAGUGAGGAUGCUGUACAGGCUCGCUUAGCAUCGAUCGCAGACCAGUGGGAGUUCCUGACACAGAAGACGACAGAGAAGUCUCUCAAGCUGAAGGAGGCCAACAAGCAGAGGACAUACAUCGCCGCUGUCAAGGAUCUCGACUUCUGGCUCGGAGAGGUUGAAAGCUUAUUGACAUCGGAAGACUCCGGCAAGGAUUUGGCUUCCGUACAGAAUCUCAUGAAGAAGCACCAGCUCGUGGAGGCCGAUAUCCAGGCUCAUGAGGAUAGGAUCAAUGACAUGAACGCUCAGGCCGACGCGCUGGUAUCGUCGGGUCAGUUCGACAGCGCGGGCAUCGGGUCGCGGCGCGCCGCCAUCAACUCGCGCUUCCAGCGCGUGCGCAACCUCGCCGCGCACCGCCGCGCCCGCCUGCACGAGGCCAACACGCUGCACCAGUUCUUCAGAGAUAUCGCUGAUGAGGAGUCAUGGAUUAAGGAGAAGAAACUCCUCGUCGCAUCAGACGACUACGGCCGCGACUUAACCGGCGUACAAAACUUACUCAAGAAGCACAAACGCCUAGAAGCCGAGCUCGCCAGCCACGAGCCCGCCAUCCAAGCAGUCCAAGAAGCUGGAGAGAAACUCAUGGAUGUCUCCAACCUAGGAGUGCCGGAGAUCGAGCAGAGGCUCAAGGCUCUGUCCCUGGCUUGGGAUGAGCUGCAGGCCUUGGCCGGAGAGAGAGGCGCCAAGUUACAGCAGUCGCUAGCCUACCAGCAGUUCUUGGCGAAGGUUGAUGAGGAGGAGGCCUGGAUCAGCGAGAAGCAACAACUAGUAGUAGUAGGCGAGUGCGGCGACAGCAUGGCUGCCGUCCAGGGUCUGCUGAAGAAGCACGAGGCUCUGGAAGCCGAGCUGGCGGCCCGCGGGGAGAGAGUGCGGGAGCUGCAGGCUGAUGGAGAGCGACUCCUGGCUGCUGGCAACUUGCAUGCUGAUGCUCUGUCACACCGCAUUAGGGCACUACAGGCCAAACUAGAAAAACUGACUGGCUUAGCAGCCCGUCGUAAGGCAGCCCUGGUGGACAACUCGCUGUACCUGCAACUGCUGUGGAAGGCCGACGUGGUGGAGUCGUGGAUCGCCGACAAGGAGACGCACGUGCGCUCCGACGAGUUCGGCCGCGACCUGUCCACUGUGCAGACCCUGCUUACCAAGCAGGAUACCUUCGAUGCUGGUUUGACCGCAUUCGAGCACGAAGGCAUCCAGAACAUCACCUCCCUCAAGGAACAACUGGUAGCCGCGAACCACGAGCAGACACCCGCCAUCGUGAAGCGCCACGGCGACGUGAUCGCUCGCUGGCAGCGCCUGCUGGCCGACUCGGCCGCCAGGAAGCAGCGUCUGCUCCAGCUGCAGGACCAGUUCCGGCAGAUCGAGGAGCUGUACCUCACCUUUGCUAAGAAGGCGUCAGCGUUCAACUCGUGGUUCGAGAACGCGGAGGAGGACCUGACGGACCCGGUGCGCUGCAACUCCAUCGAGGAGAUCCGCGCCCUCCGCGACGCGCAUGCGCAGUUCCAGGCGUCGCUGUCAUCAGCUCAGAGCGACUUCGAGGCGCUGGCGGCGCUGGACGCGCAGAUCAAGUCGUUCAACGUGGGCGCCAACCCCUACACCUGGUUCACCAUGGAGGCGCUCGAGGAGACCUGGCGCAACCUGCGCAAGAUCAUCGCUGAGCGCGACGUGGAGCUGACAAAGGAAGCACACAGACAGGAGGAGAACGACAAGCUGCGCAAGGAGUUCGCCAAGCAUGCCAACGCCUUCCACCAGUGGCUCACCGAGACGCGGUACCGGCUGCUAGGCUGGGACGGCACCUCUAUGAUGGAGGGCACGGGCUCCCUGGAGCAGCAGCUGGCCACGCUGCGCACUCGCGCUGGCGAGGUACGCGCGCGCAGGGCUGACCUACGACGUCUUGAGGAACUAGGCGCAGCCCUAGAAGAGCACUUGAUCCUGGACAACCGGUACACGGAGCACAGCACGGUGGGGCUGGCGCAGCAGUGGGACCAGCUCGACCAGCUGUCCAUGCGCAUGCAGCACAACCUCGAGCAGCAGAUACAGGCCAGGAACCACUCCGGUGUAAGCGAGGACGCGCUGAAGGAGUUCUCGAUGAUGUUCAAGCACUUCGACAAGGACCGGUCGGGCCGCCUCAACCACCACGAGUUCAAGUCCUGUCUCCGCGCGCUCGGGUACGACCUGCCCAUGGUUGAGGAGGGACAACCUGAUCCUGAGUUCGAGGCUAUACUUAAUGUGGUAGACCCGAACCGCGACGGGCAGGUUUCCCUCCAAGAGUACAUGGCGUUCAUGAUCAGCAAGGAGACAGAGAACGUGCACUCUUCCGAGGAGAUAGAGAACGCCUUCCGAGCCAUCACGGCACACCAGGACCGGGCCUAUGUCACCAAGGAUGAACUUUAUGCUAACCUGACGAAGGAGAUGGCGGACUACUGCGUGGCCCGCAUGAAGCCGUUCGUGGACAACAAGACGGAGCGGCCCAUCCCCAACGCGCUCGACUACAUCGACUUCACGCGCACGCUGUUCCAGAACUAAACGCCCACCGCGCAGUACUGCGCACUAUUUAUCGCAUUAAACCACUAACUAAA